GAUGGCGGCGGGCGGGAACGCGCGCGCGGAGCUGGAGCUGGAGCCGGAUCUGGAUCUGGAGCCGGGGCAGGAGAAGUACGACGCGGAGGAGAACGUGAAGAUCAUCUGCCUGGGCGACAGCGCCGUGGGCAAGUCCAAGCUGAUGGAGCGGUUCCUCCUGGACGGGUACCGCCCUCAGCAGCUCUCAACGUUCGCUCUGACCCUCUACAAACACACCGCCAGUGUGGAUGGGAAGCGCAUCCUUGUAGACUUCUGGGACACAGCAGGGCAGGAGCGGUUCCAGAGCAUGCAUGCCUCCUACUACCACAAGGCCCACGCUUGUAUCAUGGUGUUUGACGUGCAGAGGAAGGUCACCUACAAGAACCUGAGCAACUGGUACAAGGAGCUGAGGGAGUUCCGCCCAGAGAUCCCCUGCAUCGUGGUGGCCAACAAAAUUGACGCGGAUAUGAAAAUGACUCAGAAAAGCUUCAACUUUGCCCGGAAGUUCAACCUGCCUUUCUACUUUGUCUCUGCUGCGGACGGCACCAAUGUCGUGAAGCUCUUCAGCGAUGCCAUCAAACUGGCCGUCGCCUACAAGCAGAAUUCAGGGGACUUCAUGGACGAGGUCAUGCGGGAGCUGGAGAACUUUGACCUGCAGCAGAAGGGGAAAGACUUGUCGGAUAAGGAGGAAAGCUGCCCCGAGGAGAAGCCCCCCUCUACCUGAGCCUGCCCAGACCUGCCUCAGGCUACUGCCCAUCACCCAGGGGGGAUGGGUAGGACCAUCGGUGUCUGCCUGGGGAGAACUGAUUUUGCAGGCCUAGUAACUCUGGGCGCAGCUGUCUCAGGGCUCCUGUCUGUGGCAGGGAGACUGGCUCAGCCUGAACUUCCCUACCCGGCCCAACUCCAGAGCAUCCAGGACAUGGAAGGGGAUGCAUGUACAUGUGACUACGGCCUGCCCCAGUGCAGAGAACACGCAGCAGGGAGCUGCAGGAAAGGGUCCCGCCCAGGCCAUAGAAAAACUGACACUAAAGGACUUUGUGCAGA
Molecule: messenger RNA, 1023 nt
Organism: Gavialis gangeticus (Gharial)
Lineage: Eukaryota; Metazoa; Chordata; Crocodylia; Gavialidae
Product: rab-like protein 2A
Exons: 8
Coding region: 2-703 (233 amino acids)
Cellular component (GO): endosome; Golgi apparatus
Molecular function (GO): GTPase activity; GTP binding
Source: RefSeq, a predicted model, not a curated record